UGCCGGGCACCCCGCCCCUCCCCGGCGGGGCCGUCAUUAGGCUGCCGGUUGAUUACAGGGUAUUGAUUUGUAUGUGCUUCUCCCGGCGCCGGCCGCUCCCGCUGGUGCUGCUGGAGUUCGGGCAGCGCUUCUCGUAGCGGCGGCGGCAGCUCCUACCAAACAUGUCGGCUCCCGCCGGGCCCCGGAGCGGCCCCGCCGCCCCUCAGCCUCCUCCGGCCCCGCAGCCCGAGAUGCCGGACCUCAGCCACCUCACGGAGGAAGAGCGGAAGAUCAUCUUGGCCGUCAUGGACCGCCAGAAGAAGGAAGAGGAGAAGGAGCAAUCCGUGCUCAAGGUCAAAGAAGAGCAAAAACCACAGCCGACACAGUGGUUUCCCUUUAGUGGGAUCACUGAGCUGGUAAAUAACGUUCUUCAACCACAGCAAAAACAGCAAAAUGAAAAGGAGCCCCAGACAAAAUUACAUCAGCAGUUUGAGAUGUAUAAGGAGCAAGUGAAGAAGAUGGGUGAAGAAUCACAGCAGCACCAGGAGCAGAAGGGUGAUGCCCCAACCUGUGGCAUCUGCCACAAAACCAAAUUUGCUGAUGGCUGUGGCCAUAACUGUUCCUAUUGCCAAACGAAAUUCUGCGCGCGCUGCGGAGGAAGAGUGUCUCUGCGGUCCAACAAGGAGGACAAAGUGGUAAUGUGGGUAUGUAACUUGUGCCGAAAACAACAGGAAAUCCUCACGAAGUCAGGAGCCUGGUUCUAUAACAGCGGGUCACACGCUCCACAGCAGCCAGACCAAGAAGGAAGUAGAGCUCUGAGGAACGAGGAAGCGCCUCAAGAGAAAAAAGCAAAACUGCAGGAGCAUCCGCAGUACCAGGGACCAUCAGGUGACAUAUCCACACAAGCUUUGGACAAAAACAGAUCUCAAGGGCUCACAAGACAAGACUCAAUUAAGAAUGGUUCAACAGUAAAGCAUCCAGUAACGAGUGACACGUCAGACCGGAAAAGAAGCCCUUCAAUAUCAAGAGAACAGAGCAGAAGAUACGACCAAAGGGACGAGAGAGACGAAUAUUCACAGUAUGCUACAUCAGACAGUGCGAUGCCCAGGUCACCAUCAGAUUAUUCAGAUAGGCGGUCACAGCGUGGGCCCCAGUUAUACGAAGAACCUGAACUGGGUGAUUAUAGAGAUUCCAACAGAAGGAGCCGCAGGCGUUCCAAGGAGUAUCCGGUAGAAGAAGAAGAUGCACAAAGCAGGGAAGAAUAUGAGAGGCAAAGGAGGGAAGAGGAAUACCAGGCACGAUACCGGAGUGAUCCUAAUUUGGCUCGUUAUCCAGUCAAGCCGCAGCCAUAUGAGGAGCAAAUGCGUAUCCACGCUGAAGUGUCCCGAGCGCGGCAUGAACGCAGGCAUAGCGACGUCUCACUGGCAAAUACAGAGCUGGAAGAUUCCCGGAUGUCCAUGCUCAGGAUGGAACGGCCAUCAAGACAAAGAUCCGUGUCUGAGCGCAGGGCCGCCAUGGAAAACCAACGUUCAUACUCUAUGGAAAGAACUCGAGAGGCUCAGGGACCAAGUCCCAAUCGUCAGAGGACCACAAAUCAUAGCCCUCCUACACCUAGGAGGAGUCCAAUUCCUCUGGAAAGACCAGACAUGAGGCGCUCUGAUUCUUUAAGGAAACAGCAUCAUUUGGAUCCCAGUUCCGCUGUCCGGAAAACAAAACGUGAAAAGAUGGAGACCAUGUUACGGAAUGAUUCACUCAGCUCUGACCAGUCUGAAUCUGUCAGACCUCCACCACCAAAGCCCCAUAAAACGAAAAAAGGAGGUAAAAUGCGCCAGGUUUCAUUAAGUAGCUCAGAAGAAGAAUUGGCAUCCACGCCAGAAUAUACAAGUUGUGAUGAUGUAGAGAUUGAAAGUGAAAGUGUUAGUGAAAAAGGGGACAGUCAAAGGGGAAAAAGAAAAACUAGUGAGCAGGCAGUUUUGUCGGAUUCUAACACCUUAUCCGAGAGGCAAAAGAAAAUGGUCUGCUUUGGUGGCCACUCUUUGGAAGAGGACUUGGAAUGGUCUGAGCCUCAGAUAAAAGACUCUGGGGUAGAUACGUGUAGUAGCACAACUCUAAACGAGGAACAUAGCCAUAGUGAGAAGCAUCCAGUAACUUGGCAACCAUCCAAAGAUGGAGAUCGUCUCAUUGGUCGGAUUUUGUUAAAUAAGCGACUAAAAGAUGGAAGUGUGCCUAGAGAUUCAGGAGCAAUGCUUGGAUUGAAGGUAGUAGGAGGAAAGAUGACUGAAUCAGGUCGACUCUGCGCAUUUAUCACCAAAGUUAAAAAAGGAAGCCUAGCUGAUACAGUGGGGCAUCUUAGACCAGGUGAUGAAGUAUUAGAAUGGAAUGGAAGGAUACUACAGGGAGCCACCUUUGAGGAGGUGUAUAAUAUAAUUUUAGAAUCCAAACCUGAGCCACAAGUAGAGCUUGUAGUUUCAAGACCAAUAGGGGACAUUCCCAGAAUACCUGACAGCACACAUGCACAGCUGGAGUCCAGUUCUAGUUCAUUUGAAUCUCAAAAAAUGGACCGACCUUCUAUUUCAGUGACUUCUCCUAUGAGUCCUGGCAUGUUAAGGGAUGUUCCACAGUUCUUGUCUGGACAACUUUCAAGCCAAAGCCUUAGUAGAAGAACAACGCCUUUUGUUCCUAGGGUUCAGAUAAAACUGUGGUAUGACAAGGUUGGUCAUCAGUUAAUAGUGACCAUACUGGGAGCGAAGGAUCUUCCUUCAAGGGAAGAUGGGAGGCCAAGGAAUCCUUAUGUUAAAAUUUACUUUCUUCCAGACAGAAGUGAUAAAAAUAAAAGAAGAACAAAAACAGUAAAGAAAACAUUGGAACCUAAGUGGAAUCAGACAUUUAUUUAUUCUCCAGUUCAUCGGAGAGAGUUUAGAGAACGAAUGUUAGAAAUCACUCUUUGGGACCAAGCACGAGUUCGAGAGGAAGAAAGUGAAUUUUUAGGAGAGAUUCUUAUUGAGUUAGAGACAGCAUUACUAGAUGAUGAACCCCACUGGUACAAACUUCAAACACAUGAUGUCUCUUCAUUGCCACUUCCCCAUCCCUCACCAUAUUUGCCACGCAGACAGCUCCAUGGAGAGAGUCCCACACGGAGGUUACAAAAUAAAGGCUUAUAUUCAUAUAAUUCAGGAUCCAAAAGAAUCAGUGACAGCGAAGUCUCUGAUUAUGACUGUGAUGAUGGAAUUGGUGUUGUUUCAGAUUACCGACAUAACGGGAGAGAUCUUCAAAGUUCAACACUGUCAGUGCCAGAGCAAGUAAUGUCAUCUAACCAUUGUUCUCGAUCAGGGUCCCCUCACCGUGGAGAUAGUAUAGGACGGACUAGAUCGUGGUCUCCCAGUGUCCCUCCCCCACAAAGUCGGAAUGUGGAUCAGGGACUGCGAGGGACUCGAUCCACUGCUGCGCAUUACAACACCCUGAGCCGCAUGGACAGACACCGAGCUGUAGACGACCACUACUCCCCAGACAGAGAGAGUCAUUAUGUUACUUUACCUCGUUCCCGGUACACCCAGUCCUCAGAUCACCAUUACAGGGAUGUCAGCCAGGAUCACACAAUGUAUCCUCUGUUUUGUGAAGAUGCAAUCAGAUUGCUCCGCUCCCGUACCAUGUGCCGUACCUAUUCUGAGGGUGCUUACUAUGAUCUUGAGAGGAGGACUAGGCAGGAGAGAAGAGUGCCUAAUUCAUAUUAUGAUGACACAGCCUAUACUCCUGAAAGGUGGUACAAUGGUGCAAGUUCAUGGGCAGAUGAUAUAGUCAAUGGUUCAGCUGAAAAAUAUGGAAGCGAGACAGUGGAUGUUUUUGCUGAUGAAGCUUCCUAUUCAGAAACAGAACUGAUAGAAGAAGAAGUGAGGAAUUGUGAAGCAGCAGAUAGACAGCCAUAUCAAAGAUCCAGAUCAACAGAGCAACGUCCUGUGCUAGAGCGGACCAACUCCCGCUCCCGAUCCACAGAGCGUCCUGACUCAAACCUCAUCAGGUCGAUGCCUUCAUUAAUGACUGGAAGAUCUGCCCCUCCUUCACCUGCCUUACCGAGGUCACAUCCUCGAACUGGGUCUGUCCAGACAAGUCCAUCAAGUACUCCAGUAGUGGGGCGAAGGGGCAGGCAGCUACCACAGCUCCCACCAAAGGGGACGUUGGAGAGAAACAAUGGAGACAAGGAGAUAGAGUCUUAUGAAGAAGUUACAUGGGAAGACCAGCAGAAAAAGGUGAAUGGUACAAUAACUGAUGACAAACCAUUGCCGAAAAAGAAACACCAUUCUGAGACAGAAGAAGCGGAAUCAUCAAGGAGAACAAACUCAGAAGAAAAGAAAACAGAUCCAGAGAAUGGGGAUACAGGUGCACUGGAUGUAGAAGAAAGGAAUCGCCAAAUGAAAAUGAGCAAGUACAAACAGGUAGCAGGAUCAGAUUCCAGGCUGGAACAAGAUUAUCAUUCUAAGUAUCGGUCAGGGCGGGAUCCUCACCGAGGCUCAGACAAUGUUUCCAACAAGUCUUCGGACAGUGAUGUCAGCGACGUCUCGGCCGUGUCCCGGACCAGCAGCGCUUCCCGCUUCAGCAGCACGAGCUACAUGUCUGUGCAGUCAGAGCGCCCAAGGGGAAACAAGAAAAUCAGUGUCUUUACAUCCAAAAUGCAAAGCAGACAGAUGGCCAUCUCAGGAAAGAACAUGACUAAGAGCACCAGCAUCAGCGGGGAGAUGUACACGCUGGAGAAGAACGACGGCAGCCAGUCGGACACGGCAGUGGGCACUGUUGGUGGUGGCAGCAAAAAGAGACGCUCCAGCAUUGGUGCAAAGAUGGUCGCCAUCGUGGGGCUGUCGAGAAAGAGCCGUAGCACGUCACAACUCAGCCAAACUGAAGCAGGGGGCAAGAAGCUGCGGAGCACCGUCCAGAGGAGCACGGAGACAGGGCUGGCUGUGGAGAUGAGGAACUGGAUGACGCGCCAGGCGAGCCGGGAGUCGACGGAUGGGAGCAUGAACAGCUACAGCUCUGAGGGAAAUUUGAUCUUCCCUGGUGUGAGGUUGGCUGCAGACAGCCAGUUCAGUGAUUUUCUGGAUGGACUUGGUCCUGCCCAGCUUGUAGGACGACAGACAUUGGCAACCCCAUCAAUGGGAGAUAUUCAGGUGGGAAUGAUGGAUAAGAAAGGACAACUGGAAGUAGAAAUAAUCCGAGCCCGUGGCCUUGUUGUAAAACCAGGUUCAAAGACACUGCCAGCACCAUAUGUAAAGGUGUAUCUAUUAGAAAAUGGAGUCUGCAUAGCCAAAAAGAAAACAAAGGUAGCAAGAAAAACGCUGGAACCACUUUAUCAGCAACUUCUAUCAUUUGAAGAAAGUCCCCAAGGGAAAGUUUUACAGAUAAUUGUUUGGGGAGACUAUGGACGUAUGGAUCACAAAUCCUUUAUGGGAGUGGCACAGAUACUUUUAGAUGAACUGGACCUGUCCAACAUGGUGAUUGGGUGGUUCAAACUUUUCCCUCCUUCUUCCCUAGUAGACCCAACCUUAGCUCCUCUCACUAGAAGAGCUUCCCAAUCAUCUCUUGAAAGUUCAACAGGACCUUCGUAUGCUCGCUCAUAGCAGCUGUGAAACUGUUGUCAUAGCAACCAGCGUUACAAAAAAAAUAAAUUACAGGUCGCAAACCCUGGUAACACUGCAUGCUUAAUGUUGUGUCUUCUGAGCCUGUUUCUAGGGCUGCAACGCGAUCCUGUGU
Messenger RNA from Pyrgilauda ruficollis (rufous-necked snowfinch), 5718 nucleotides. It is a transcript of the gene RIMS2, whose product is annotated as regulating synaptic membrane exocytosis 2. The coding region runs from base 162 to 5585 and encodes 1807 amino acids. The transcript has 40 exons. Gene Ontology annotation, cellular component: presynaptic membrane; cytoskeleton of presynaptic active zone. The record is from RefSeq and is a predicted model, not a curated record. Gene Ontology annotation, biological process: regulation of synaptic plasticity; intracellular protein transport; positive regulation of synaptic transmission. NCBI's taxonomy places the organism in Eukaryota, Metazoa, Chordata, Aves, Passeriformes, Passeridae. Gene Ontology annotation, molecular function: small GTPase binding; transmembrane transporter binding.